This is a messenger RNA of Xenopus tropicalis (tropical clawed frog), 914 nucleotides long. RefSeq names its product proteasome 26S subunit, non-ATPase 9 (gene psmd9). The coding region runs from base 39 to 674 and encodes 211 amino acids. The transcript has 6 exons. Lineage: Eukaryota; Metazoa; Chordata; Amphibia; Anura; Pipidae. The record is from RefSeq and is marked provisional. Gene Ontology annotation, biological process: protein folding; proteasome regulatory particle assembly.
UCGGUAGUUGUGGUGCGUCUCUGUAGUUUGCCAAAGUGAUGUCGGAAGCUGCGGAUCCCUGUGGAUCAGAGGUUACUAUGCACGACGUGGAGCUUUUGAUCAGCAAGAAGGAUGAGAUCGAAGCCCAGAUAAAGGCUUUAUAUGACCUUCUGCAAGAUCAAAAAGCAGUCGGCAUGGACGAACCACUGGUUGACAGAGAAGGAUACCCUAGAGCAGAUGUGGAUAUUUACCAAGUUCGCACUGCAAGACAUAAUAUCAUCUGUUUGCAGAAUGAUCAUAAAGCCAUUAUGAAAGAGAUAGAGGAAUCUCUACAUAGACUACAUGCACGAGAGAAAGAGAAACGUGAGAAGGAUGAAGCAGAGGCCCAGGCUGAAGCACUACAGAGUCACCAAGCACUGCCUACUGCUUUUGCUAAAGUAGAUGUUGUUACCCCAGGCUCUCCUGCCAGCAUGUCAGGGCUGCAAGUUGGAGAUGAGAUCAUUUCAUUUGGAACAGUGAACACCAGCAAUUUUCAGUCUCUGCAGAAUAUUGCUGAAGUAGUACAACACAGUGAGGGGAAGCCCUUAAGCGUCUCAGUUGUUCGAAAUGGGAAAUUGGUGUCUUUUGCACUCACCCCUCUGCGAUGGAGUGGAAAGGGACUUUUGGGAUGCAAUAUAAUUCCCCUGAAAAGAUGAUCCUGAUUCUAUAAAACAAUUUUCACAUGAAAUGGACUUUCUGAGGAAAAAGGCUUCCUUAUCUCAAAGAUGUUCUUUUUAUAGCCUAGUGUCAAGUUGCUUGAAAUAUAACUUCAAGUCAUACAGAAAAUGUCAUUCCAGCACAAAUGUAUCAUACAGUAUUUUGGCUGUAAUAUUUCUUCCUUAUUUCAGCAUUUUUUCCUGAUUUCUAGAGUAAAAUAAAAUAUAAUUUAUAACUCU